Messenger RNA from Cooperia oncophora, 946 nucleotides. The record is from the annotation of a GenBank genome assembly. Lineage: Eukaryota; Metazoa; Nematoda; Chromadorea; Rhabditida; Trichostrongylidae.
AUGCUUUCAUAUUUCUUGCAAAUAAUGAAACAAGAUGGUGGUUCUCUGAAUGUACAACUCCUGCAAACGUUGAAUAUUUUAUUUGAAAAUAUUCGACAUGAAACUUCUCUCUACUUCCUCUUGAGCAAUAAUCAUGUCAACUCGAUAGUUACACAUACUUUUGAUUUCACCAAUGAGGAAAUAAUGGCGUAUUAUAUUUCAUUUCUGAAGACACUUUCUUUCAAAUUAAAUCCGUCGACUAUACACUUCUUUUUCAACGAGGCGACGGAGGAAUUCCCUCUCUUAACGGAAUCUCUGAAAUUCUUCGAUUCAAGCGAGAGUAUGGUUCGUAUAGCUGUACGUAACAUUGUUUUGAAUAUUGUUCGUGUUAAUGAUCCAUCCAUGACGGCCUUUGUGAAAGGCGCAACUAAAGUGUACUUGUAUAACUUGGUUGAUAGCCUCGUCACACAAGCAAUAGAGUUAGACACUUUCGUGAGAUCGGCUGAGAAUGUUAUAGCGAACAGAGAACUGCUUAGACAAAAAGUUGAUGAUCUUAUCGACCUGUUGCAUUAUAUGGGAGAGUUGUUGGAGGUUGCUGCUAUGGCCGAUUCUUUGUCUUCAUUGAUCUGCUCACGGUUCCUCAUUCCACUUCUCCUGAAUAGUCUCGCCCCUAGACGUUAUAAUAAUGCUAUUCUGCUGACGCCAGUUUCCAGCUUCUUCUUUUUCGCCGAGUUUUUGUUGGUCAUUUCUCACCGGGAUACGAUACAGACAUUUCUUUCCGCUUUCCUAUUCGAAGAUGCUUCAAUUCUAGCUACCCAUUGGGUCAGAGAUGGUGAUAUGCACAGCUUGCAGCCCGUGGCGCGACCGCCUAGAACUGAUGCAAGAGUAUUCUUCGAUGCUCUGUUGUGCGCUUUUGAUUCGAGCAAAAAUGAUGAUUAUCUGUCUUUCUAUGGUCUAAUGCUCAUCU